Paraglomus occultum is the source of this 2547-nucleotide messenger RNA. NCBI's taxonomy places the organism in Eukaryota, Fungi, Glomeromycota, Glomeromycetes, Paraglomerales, Paraglomeraceae. The record is from the annotation of a GenBank genome assembly.
AUGAAAACAAAUGAGGAAGAACGGAAAAGUGAAAAGGAAUCUCAAGAGGACAAUAGAAACGUUGAGAAUGAUCAACGAAACGUUGAAACAGAUCGAGGGCAUCUAUCAUCACAAUUUCAGUCAACGGAGCCAUCUCGAUCUGCGUCCACUCAAGUCGAAAAAACGACCACAACGACAAUAAAUCUUCCUUACAGUUCUUAUCUUCUCAACGUUGCUCAAACUGCAGUAAUUGAUACUAACACUAGCUCUAGGGUGACCCGCACUUAUACCUUUGUUCUUUCUGACGGGAACAUUAAAACAUUCUCUGUCAGCACUCCUCCCCUCCCAACUUUAGAAACAACACAGUUAACAGAGAAGUUCGAAGAAUGGAAACAAAAACUCUACGCGAGUGACUCCACGUCUGACAAACGUGUGGUCGUGAGCGAGAAAGAAGAGAAACCGUCUUUUUUUGCCUCACUUCCAAAGAUUCCUGUUGAUAUCGGAUUUGAAAGUUUGAACGAAAAGUUGGAUGAUAUUUGGAAAAAGGUUAAGACGAUACCAGUGCCAUCAAUAGAUGGCGUGCAGGAGACUGUGACGAGGGUAUACAAAGAAAUUAAAUUUGAGGAAGGCAGUAUAGCGGAUGAAAUUAGAAAAAAUGCACAAAAUUGCAGCUUGCAUCCCGAGUUAGAGUGGGAUGCGAGAGUGAGGCUAGGCGAUAGUCUAUCAUCAAAUGAAAUCGAAUUUAUCAAAAGGCGUAAAGCUCGCAUCAAAAAGGCGUUUGCUCAGUUUAUUCAAGUUGACGAGAACGAGAUACAUGAGGAUGAUUUGCCAAUAAUAGGCAUUGCCAGUAGUGGCGGAGGGUAUCGUGCAAUGAUUUCUACAGCAGGUUAUAUGGCGAGAGCUAAAGAGUCGGGCGUGUUGGACUGUACCAUGUUCUUUGCAGGGAAGCGUCUCUGGCAGUUGCUGGGCUUUAGCGGAAUGCAAGUGAUCAAGACUUUCUUUAUAGCUUCCUACUAUGUCUACGUACUUUACAAAGUAUUCUCACUGAAAUAUUUACUUUUUUUUUUUCAAGACUUCACUCUUGCGCGUUGCUCACUUCCAAAUCUCCUGACACACUUGAAAUCAAGGCUCAAUGUUCACCCACUUCAUAUUCCGUCGUUCGCUGACGUUAUUUUUCACAAAUGCGCUAGAGAGAUUAUCCUUGCCGGAUUGAUCAUAAAGCACAUUGAUGGUUCUCCAAUGAAUUUAGUAGAUGUGUUUGGGACUUUUCUAUCAUCUAGAUUGUUGAUCCCGGAAGAUGUGGAGAGGGUCAAUGAGAGAUGGUAUAAAUUAAGCGAGCAGAAAAAGAUGGUGGAGGAUGGUAGCGCUCCAUUACCAAUUUAUACGGUGGUUAGGCAUGAGAUCAAAGAAGAAACUGAAGAAGGGAAUAAGGAUCGACCGGAGGGAGGGGAAAACGAGAAAGAAAAGGUCAAGUUGAAUUAUGAAGAAGAGAAGAAAGUGACUAAUACUGAAGUGAACAGGAAGGGAGAUUCUGAUGACGAUAAUACAGAGGAUGAAUUCCAAUGGUUUGAAUUUACGCCCUAUGAAAUUGGAUGUGAAGAUAUUGGAGCGUGGAUACCCACUUGGGCGUUUGGUAGACGAUUUGAAGGUGGUGUGAAUGUCGAACGAAAACCAGAACACAACUUGGGACUGCUAAUAGGUGUCUUUGGAAGCGCGUUUUGUGCUACACUUGCUCAUUAUUACAAUGAAAUCCGGGCCUGCCUGCCCGGUGGUUUUCUCACAGACACAUUGGAUAAGAUGGUUAAAGAGUACGAGAAAAACAUCUCGACCAUUCAUCCAAUAUCACCUGCAUGUUUCCCAAACUUUGUAUACAAAAUGACCGAAUUGCCGCCGGCAGUGUCGUCUAUUGCAGAGAAAAAGAAUAUAUGUCUUAUGGACUCUGGAGUCGACAACAAUAUUCCAUUCUAUCCUUUAUUACGCAAAGGUCGCGACGUUGAUGUUAUAAUUGCUAUCGACAGCAGUAACGACUUGCAGACACAUCCUUACUUUGAGAGAGCUGCAGGUUAUGCUAAGAAACACGGAAUAACGGGAUGGCCAGUAGGUUGUGGCUGGCCCAAAUCGCCUGAACAACGAAACACUACCGAAUCUGCUGUUGAAUCCUCUUUCGACAAUAACGAUACAGCGCAGGAAUCCUCGUCUCUCACACAUGACAUUGACUCGGCCCUGAAAUCUGAUUGUCCAACUGAAACUUCUUCAUCACCUUCACCAAACGGUCUUGGCCCUUGUACAGUAUUCGUCGGUUCAGAAUCUUCUUCUCCACCUCCUUCUAAUCGUCCAAUAACCAUAAUUUAUUUCCCUCUCAUUCCUAAUCCCAAAGUCGGCGAUGGAUUUGACCCAUCGGUUGAGGAAUUUUGCUCGACAUGGAACUUUGCAUAUGAGGCGAAACAGGUUGAGCUGUUGGCCGAGUUAGGAAAGCAGAAUUUCAGAGAGGGUGAAGAAGAGAUUAGGAAAGUUUUUAGGCGGGUAUGGGAGAGGAAGAGAGAUGAAAGAUUGAAAAGGGGUCAGUAA